UUAUCCCAGCUCUCUGGCCUCCCCAACAUGAGCCGCCAAUUCAACUGCAAGUCAGGAGCUGCCACCAAGGGGGGCUUCAGCGGCUGCUCCGCGGUGCUCUCAGGGGGCAGCUCGACCUCUUACCGGGCAGGGGGCAAAGGGCUCGGCGGGGGCUUCAGCAGUCGGAGCCUCUUCAGCCUGGGGGGCGCCCGGAGCAUCUCCUUCAACGUGGCCAGUGGCAGUGGGCGCACAGGCGGCUAUGGGUUUGGCCGGGUCCGGGCCAGUGGCUUUGCUGGCAGCAUGUUUGGCAGUGCAGCCCUGGGGCCCGCGUGUCCAUCCGUGUGUCCUCCAGGGGGCAUCCACCAGGUCACUGUCAACAAGAAUCUCCUAGCCCCCCUCAACGUGGAGCUGGACCCCGAGAUCCAGAAAGUGCGCACGCAGGAGCGGGAGCAGAUCAAGGCUCUGAACAACAAGUUCGCCUCCUUCAUCGACAAGGUGCGGUUCCUGGAGCAGCAGAACCAGGUGCUGGAGACCAAGUGGGAGCUGCUGCAGCAGCUGGACCUGAACAACUGCAAGAACAACCUGGAGCCCAUCCUCGAGGGCUACAUCAGCAACCUGCGCAAGCAGCUGGAGACGCUGUCUGCGGACAGGGUGAGGCUGGACUCGGAGCUGAGGAGCGUGCGGGACGUGGUGGAGGACUACAAGAAGAGAUAUGAAGAGGAAAUAAACAAGCGCACGACGGCUGAGAAUGAAUUCGUGGUGCUUAAGAAGGAUGUGGAUGCAGCUUACAUGAGCAAGGUGGAGCUGCAGGCCAAGGUGGAUGCCCUGGACAGAGAGAUCAAGUUCUUCAAGUGCCUGUACGAGGGGGAGAUUGCUCAGAUCCAGUCCCACAUCAGUGACACGUCCGUCAUCCUGUCCAUGGACAACAACCGCAACCUGGACCUGGACAGCAUCAUCGCCGAGGUGCGCGCCCAGUACGAGGACAUUGCCCUGAAGAGCAAGGCCGAGGCCGAGGCGCUGUACCAGACCAAGUUCCAGGAGCUGCAGCUGGCAGCUGGCCGACAUGGGGAUGACCUGAAAUACACCAAGAACGAGAUCUCAGAGCUGACCCGUCUCAUCCAAAGGCUGCGCUCGGAGAUUGAGAGUGUGAAAAAGCAGUGCGCUAACCUGGAGACGGCCAUUGCCGAUGCCGAGCAGCGGGGCGACUGUGCCCUCAAGGACGCCCGCGCCAAGCUGGACGAGCUGGAGGCCGCCCUGCAGCAGGCCAAGGAGGAGCUGGCGCGGAUGCUGCGCGAGUACCAGGAGCUCAUGAGCGUGAAGCUGGCCCUGGACAUCGAGAUCGUCACCUACAGGAAGCUGCUGGAGGGCGAGGAGUGCAGGAUGUCCGGAGAAUACACCAACUCUGUGAGCAUUUCGGUCAUCAACAGCUCUGCGCCUGGCACUAUGGGCGCAGGGGCCGGCUUUGGGUUUGGCGGCGCUGGCACCUACAGCUACUGGCCCAGCUCGGUCGGGGGCUACGGCAUGCUGUCUGGGGGCUGUGUCACUGGCAGCGGGAACUGUAGCCCCCGUGGGGAAGCCAAGACCAGGCUGGGGAGUGCAAGCGAAUUCAAGGACUCCCAGGCAAAGACCGGAGCUCUGAGCUCAUCCACCAAGAAAACCACGAGAUAAAGGGGAAGACAGCCCAUUUUCCAGCCUUCUGCCUCCCUUUGCUUUUCCCUAGACUCACUUCUCCAAGAAACUCCUCUGUUUCCCCAUUUGCCACGAUCUCCUUCUUGCUUUUCUUUGCCACUGACAUCACUUCCUUCUUAUUGCUCUUUGGCCUCUCCACUUCCAUCUUUCUUAAUGUAGAAUCAGGAUCCUAGACUGGAGCCAUGUUUGGUGCCCGUCUUUCUGCUUCCAUACAAAGAGACCCCUCAACUCAACUCAACUUCCCUUCCUGAUGUCUCCUUGCAGAGGAAGGUUCUCUGGCCAGCAUAACCACAAUCUUCCCACUCCCCUUCCACACACUGGCUUGAUGACCGUUGGGCUGUGUGCUCCUUGGCUACAUGAGGUUUCAGGUCUACUCACAGGCCUAUAAGAACUGUCUCCUGUUAGAGCAACACCAGCUCAGGCAAAACACCCAGAGAUAGGUUGUAUCUCACAUGACCACUACACAUCAUUACGCAGCUGGGAGCACCCCUUGAGGCUGGUCCUUUCAACCAAGGGAUCUGUGCUCUCAAUCUGUGAGUUCUUGUCCUUCUG
This is a messenger RNA of Microcebus murinus (gray mouse lemur), 2220 nucleotides long. RefSeq names its product keratin, type II cytoskeletal 73. Gene Ontology annotation, cellular component: keratin filament. Gene Ontology annotation, biological process: intermediate filament organization; keratinization. The record is from RefSeq and is a predicted model, not a curated record. Lineage: Eukaryota; Metazoa; Chordata; Mammalia; Primates; Cheirogaleidae. Gene Ontology annotation, molecular function: structural constituent of skin epidermis.